AUGGGAUUUAUUUAUUUUCUCCUGAAAAAAAAAUUAGAAAUCGAUUUCUUCAAUCCUCUUUUAGACACAUCUUUAAUUUCAAUGAGAGAAAUAUUUAUACAGUUGGAGAAUUAUUCCGAAGUUUGGGGUUUUUUGUAUAAUGUCGAUAGUUUGCAAAAAAGAGAAGAAAUUCUAAAAUCAUGUUUAGCUCUUCAAAGUAAACUUACCGUAAAUUUAAAAUCGGACAUUAAUGGUAUUCUCCUUUGCGAUGAACUGAUGAGCAUUAAACCUUUUCUUUCUGAAAUGGUCAAGGAUAAAAUUACUCCUAUUAUUGUUUUAAAAUUUAUAAAACAGCACAAAAUGCAAGAUUUGUAUCCAAACACAUGGAUUGCAAUGCGAAUUUUGCUAACAAUACCUGUCACUGUAGCGAGUGGAGAAAAAAGCUUUUCCAAAAUGAAACUAAUAAAAACCUAUCUGCGGUCAACAAUGUCGCAGGAUAGACUUUCAAGUUUAGGAACCCUAUCGAUUGAAAAGAAUAUUGCUGAAAAUCUUGAUUUUUCAACCCUAAUCAAAGAUUUUGGUGAUAAGAAGGCUCGUAAGAUUAAUUUAAAAAAUUAA
Messenger RNA from Hydra vulgaris (swiftwater hydra), 597 nucleotides. RefSeq lists its product as uncharacterized. The record is from RefSeq and is a predicted model, not a curated record. Gene Ontology annotation, molecular function: protein dimerization activity. Lineage: Eukaryota; Metazoa; Cnidaria; Hydrozoa; Anthoathecata; Hydridae.